AUGAGCGACGAGUUCAAUGUGGCUAACCGCAGUUUCCGACCGGGUGACGAUCACAUGUGGACUUCUCUUGAAAAGCCCGACGGUGUCAAUGGUGCACUUGAGCUUUACUCUCACAACAUGACCUCGACCAAAUGCGACGACGACGGUACCUGCUACUUCUACAUUGAGACCAUCGACGAAGUGAACGUUAUUCACGUCUACAACAUGUACACGCAUCCUCCAAGUUUCGAGGACGUCUACUUCUGGUAUCGUGGCGCAAUGGUACAGUCGUGGAACAAGUUCUGUUACCAAGGCGGCAUGUUGGAAGUACGAGCUCAACUUCCAGGGGUGACGGACCCGGAUUCAGGCAACCCGGAUGUUGCACUCGGAGAGGACGGUAAGGUCCAAAACACAAAGUAUUAUCCGACAUGGCCCGGUAUUUGGAUGCUGGGUAACCUCGGGCGCGCCAUUUUCUCGGCGUCGACGAACCGGAUGUGGCCCUAUUCGUACAAUGAAUGUGACGCCGACGUCUUUGAUCCAAGUUUCCAGCGUAUCAGCGCGUGUGACAGUAAUCCAGGCUACGGUCUCAACCCGAAUCAAGGUCGCGGGGCUCCCGAGAUCGACGUGCUCGAAGGUGGUGGGUUGGCUAUCUCGUCUUCACUUCAGAUCGCUCCCGGUAUGCCCGAUGACUAUCGUCUCUUUCCUGUGGACACGUCUACCGGAGACUUCAGCUUUUGUUUGUACAGCUACAAUUGUCUGACACCCGGUGCUAACUACAUCGACGUUCCGGCAUCGUACUAUGAGCAAGAGCGCGGCCACAAAUCGUGGUAUCAAGGUCUUCGCUAUGCUGCCAACAAUUAUUGUGACCAGAAUGCAGAAGAAGUACAAGACUAUGACACGGUCGCUGCGUCCGUUAAGAAAGGUGUCACCGAGAACACGUGCGCUGUCGAUACCUGUCCUGCUUCUGGCGAUGUCAACGCUGACCUAAGCUUCAUCGAUGGAGGGAAGAACCACUGGGGUAUCAACUCCAACGGCACGUGUUAUCCACUCAUGAACUCGUACUUGGGGUCGUACUUGUGUGACCCGGACAACACGUUUUCCAAGUGCGCCAGUCCUCGUAAUGAGACCUCGACGCCCAAGUCGAAUGCCAUGAAACCUUUCAACUACCAGAUGGACGCUAUCUCUUCCAACUGGCCGAUCCAUUUCGGUGCAUACACAGGUUUCUAUGACUACCAGGUGGAGUGGGUUACUGGUGAGAAUGGCUACGUUCGAUGGUUGCUACAUGGCGAGCCGUUGUUCGAGGUCACGACUGAAUCGGUCGUCAACGUACCACAGAAUGCGAACAAGACGAACCCGAAGAAGAUUAUGAUUGAGGAACCUUUGUACGUGAUCUUCAACGUGGCUCUAUCGAGUUCGUGGGGUACGACGCCUCCGAACCCGGGCCAGGAGUGUCGCGGUGACGGCAAAGACAACACGACGAACAUUAUCUGCGACUCUUUCCCAAUCCGACAACUACAUGCACGUUGGCUGUGA
Messenger RNA from Phytophthora infestans T30-4, 1512 nucleotides. RefSeq lists its product as uncharacterized. Gene Ontology annotation, molecular function: glucosidase activity. The transcript has 2 exons. Gene Ontology annotation, cellular component: endoplasmic reticulum membrane; plasma membrane. The record is from RefSeq and is a predicted model, not a curated record. Lineage: Eukaryota; Oomycota; Peronosporomycetes; Peronosporales; Peronosporaceae. The coding region runs from base 1 to 1512 and encodes 503 amino acids. Gene Ontology annotation, biological process: (1->6)-beta-D-glucan biosynthetic process.